CUCCACCCCGAAUGUCUCAGACCUCCACCCCCGAAUAUCUCGGCCUCGUCCGGCUCUUGACACUCUCCAGUCUCGACACUGUCGUGGUCUCUAGUCUACAACACGGACGGGCAGCUGCAGGUAAAAGCUCCAGACCUUCCUCCAGCAGCUUGGCCCGGCGGCUCUCGAACCCUCGGUGGUUUGCCACACAGCAGUUGAACGUCCGCUCCAGGUCUUGAGCCUGGAACUGCUGGAUGAGCAGAACACACUCGACGGUUUUGUCUUGAUACGGUGAGGUGACUGUGCUGCAACCAAGGAGGUGCUGGUUACCCACUUCCGCUCUGAAGGUUCUGCUCCUCUACACUAGAGGCUGGUACCUUCUCGUCUCUGCGUAUCGGGUGUCGGUCAGUUCUUCCACUUUGGUCCCGUCAACUGUCCACCAGAUGGCGCUGGGUGAGUCCAGGAAUGGAAACAAGCCUUUGCACGUGAGCUUGACCUCCGAGUCUGAGGCAGAUCACAUGUCAUCCAAGGCCUUGAACAGCCAGAGCGGCGCGAGGACAGAAGCAAGGACAGGAGAAGAGAGACGGCGACAGAGGAGCACGAGGGUCGGCGAUGGAGACGUGGACGAACCACUCACGCAGUCUGACGUGGAAGAGCAGAUCUCUGCCCGGAGGGUGGAGGAUGCUGGGCUCCUUAGGAAGCGACGUUGGAGCUGAGGAGGCAGACACAGGAGCCUGAGUGGUGCGCUGAGGCAGGCAGCUGCGCGAGAGCAGGCGGGGUCCUCACAGACGGCCGUCACGUUGACGCUCCUGGUGAAGCUCAGCGGGCGGCCGCCCCUCUGAUAGUGGACCCGGCAGAAGUAGAGUCCGCCGUAGGGAGGCCACAUGGUGAGGAUCUCCAGAGCCACGCCUCCUUUGGGCUGAAUGUCGUCGCGCCAGAAGGGGUACGGCCGGCAACCCUGGAAGACACACAGACUCAGGCUCCGCCUGCCGGGCCGAGAGAGAGCCCGGCCUUGUCUCACGUGGUACCAGGUGACGGAGGGCGGCGCCUCGGACACGCCGGCUGCCUGCUCCAGGUGCGGACACUGCAGCACGCCGCCCAUGUGCAGGGGCACCACCACGGGAGAGGCGGCCUGGGCCACAGGAAGCCUGUUGUGGUGGCAGGCGGCCGGAGUCGCCGGCUGGGGCAACACCUGCAGACGCACCGACCACUUCCAGCAGGAGGAGCUGUUGCUGCAGGAGACGUAGGGCGUGAGCGGCGCUCACCUGGUGAGUCCUGAGAGUCGGGCUUUUACCGAACCAAGCAGACGUAAGGUCCAGAGUCGGUCAGGACUGAGGGCUGGAACCAGAGGUGCUGCGAGUCCCUGCUGACCCGGGAGCUGACACACACACACACACACAGCAGGUCAACACACUCACACACUCACACACACAUCUACAAACACACACUCACUCACACACACAAACACACACACUCACUCACACACACACACAUCCACACACACACACACUCACACAUCCACACACACACACACUCACACACACAUCCACAAACACACACUCACACACACACACACAUCCAAAAACACAGACUCACUCACACACACACACCACACACUCACACACACAAACACACACAUCCACAAACACACAAACACACACACAAACACACACACACUCACUCACUCACACAAACACACACAUCCACAAACACACAAACAAACACACACACACACACACACUCACUCACACACACAUCCACAAACACACAAACACACACACAAACACACACUCACUCACUCACACACACAAACACACACAUCCACAAACACACAAACACACACAUCCACAAACACACACUCACACACACAUCCACAAACACACACUCACUCACACAAACACACUCACACACACAUCCACAAACACACACUCACACACACAUCCACAAACACACUCACACACACUCACAUCCACACACAAACACACACACACUCACAUCCACAAACACACACACUCACACACACACUCACACACUCACAUCCACAAACACACACUCACACACACAAACACACUCACUCACACUCACACACACUCACAUCCACAAACACACACACAAACACACACAUCCACAAACACACAAACACACACACACUCACUCACUCACACAAACACACACAUCCACAAACACACAAACACACACACAAACACACACACACACUCACUCACACACACAUCCACAAACACACACUCACACACACAAACACACACACACUCACUCACUCACUCACACACACAAACACACACAUCCACAAACACACACUCACACACACAUCCACAAACACACACUCACUCACACAAACACACUCACACACACAUCCACAAACACACACUCACACACACAUCCACAAACACACACUCACUCACUCACACAAACACACUCACACACACUCACAUCCACACACAAACACACACACACUCACAUCCACAAACACACACUCACACACACACACAUCCACACACACACACACACUCACUCACACACACAAACACACACAUCCAAAAACACACACUCACUCACACACACAUCCACAAACACACUCACACACACUCACAUCCACACACAAACACACACACACUCACAUCCACAAACACACACACUCACACACACACUCACACACUCACAUCCACAAACACACACUCACACACACAAACACACUCACUCACACUCACACACACUCACAUCCACAAACACACACACACACACACACACACACACACACACACACACACACACACACACACACCACACACGCACCUGUAUGUGAUCGGCUGCUCCUCGUCGCCCUCCUUUGGCUGGUACCAGUCCACAGAGAGUCCAGGACUCGGGUGAGAGAAGAGAGGACACGAGAUCCAGCCCGACUCUCCUUCCAGAACUGAGACAGGAGCAGAACUGGACUCUCCGCUGUCAUCACACACAGAGCCUGGGACAGGAGGCGUUAGGAUGGGUGUCACGUGACCUCGCUGGCCACCACUCACCCGCCGUGGCGCUUGCCACUGGCUCAGGAAGCAGGCGGGAGAGGAAGAGGAGGGUGGAGAUGAAGAUGGUCCCAAAGGCCGGAGGAGAAGACAUCAUGGAAGAAGAGCUAGUUGAGAGGUGAAGGAGAAGAAUGUGACCACGGUCGUCCUCCUCCUCCUCACCACCACACACACACACACACAGGCUUGUCUCUCUAUCCUCGUGAGGACCAUCACCCUUUCCCCAGCCUCUCCCCCUAAACACGUGGCUCACCUGAACCGGGACUCUGGACCAGGCUGAGACCCAGAUGUUGUGAAAGCGUCCUCGCUCGGCUGGUUCAAAGCUCACACCGGUCCUCACAAAGCCAGAAGUUCAGGAGCACACACAAGUCACGGUGCGAGCCAGGAGCCACGCACAUGACAGAGGAAGCUGGACCGCAGCGGGCGGCUCAGCAGCGUCGCAUCAGCCCCGACGAGGCGUCGGCUGGGGGCGAACAGGAAACGCGAGGCGGUUGCGACACCGGCGGCUGUGAAGGAGGGGAGAUGCUGACACCUGCUGGGCUCUGCGCGUGUUACCAAUAGAUCCACACCAGCGUCGGCAGUUGUGCCGCGGAGUGAACCGCGUCUGGGCGGAAUUGAGCCCGCGCUUCUGCCCGGCUCCGAGACUCAUCCCAGGAGCCUCGUCACGGAAGCAGACAGACAGCAGGAGGCCGGGUUCAUGCUCAACAGAUCCGCAGAAACAAGAGACAGACAAGCAGCCGCCGUGACCGCUGGAGCCAAAGCCCCGCUCAGGAAAUGGGCAAACGGGAAGCGAGCUGAGAAAAUAAGAGCACACAGGAAGUGAUGAUCUUUGUUGCGAUUGUGGUCGUUGUAAAACUAAAUCUCGGAUCCACUUGACUUUGAAAGGGUUAUCCCCAGUUUCAGGCGGCGUGAAGGUUGUUUUUAAAAUCUUCGGAAGAGUUUGGUCGAGCAAAUGUUCAGCAUGAGCAACGACCUUUGACCUUGGCCAUUCUUGCCCGAGCUCAUUCUUCUUCUUCUUCUGAGCUCCGCCCCCACGUGGGUGCAGGUCGCUGCUCCGUGAGUGGAGCCCCGGUGGCUCCGUCACGCAGGUUUUGCUCUGCGACCCUCAACAUGGGGGUGAAGAGAGACUGGGGGGCAGCAACAGACACUGACUUCCGGGACCCUUGUUUCAUCCUUGACGUGACGUCGAGCUGCGGCUCCGCUUGAAGUGUCCGAGCGCGUCCUGGACCUUACUUCCCUUCAGACACCAGGGGGCGUCGCUGGACUGGCCAAGCAUGUGCGUGCGUGCGUGCGCGCGGGGAGCAGGAAGAGGAAAAGGUGACCGUUUCCUUUUGCAGCUAAAAAAUAAAGCAAACAGGAAACCAGCGGAUCUCAAGAGCAGGAUCCUAAAACAGAGCAGCCAGAACCAGCGGCAGCGCCAGAACCAGCACCGCGCACACAAGGUCGGACCGCGUGCCCUCCUCCCGCCCCCUCUCCGCCAUGCCUCUCCUCCAGAACCUGCACGGUUGCCUAAAGAGCCACAGCGUGCUGCUGGACGGUGUCUUGAUCCUUCGCAGGAUGAGCCUCCCCCCCCACCACCACAACCCCUUUGGGGAGGAGGCCAGCGGCGACCCCGAGGAUGGCUGGCCCCCCGGCAGCUUGCUGCUGGACGGCGUGGCGCCACGAGACCGGAACCCGUUUGAGGACGAGGAGGACGAGAACGAGGCCAACGAGGGGAAGAAGAGCAAGGGCAGCCAGUCUGGGAGGACCUCCUUCAAGCUGACGUCCCCCCUGAAGACUCUGGGAAAGAUUGGGAAGAGCCUUCGCGCCUCAGGGAGGGCCAAAGGCAGCGAGACUCCGUCGCCACAGGGCUCCCUGCAGGGAACGCCCUCCCCGAGCCUGAAGAAGAAGAGGGGCCGCAGGAGCUCCGAGGGAAGUCUGCUCAGGUUUGCUGGGAAGUACCGCGACACUCUGAGUCUCCGGAAGGACUCGCUGACCAAUGGUGAGCUCAGCCGCCCGGAGAGCGAGUGUGACUCAGGCAGCCGGCGCGUAUCCUUCAUGAAGAUGGUGGGUCGGGCCAAGAAACGAGAGUCUGGUGCUGAGCGCUCCUCAGAAGGUCCGGAGCUCCAGCCGGAGGAGGCGGCGCAGGACGAAGUGAAGCCACGGGAGCCGCUUUCAGUGCUGGAGAUCCUGCAGCUGGUGAAGACGCGCGACCUGCUCCUGGCUGACUCUCAUAUCCUGGAGCUGGAGCAGGAGUGCCAUGCGGCAGAGCGGGCUCCGCCCACUCACGCUGACGACGCCCCGAGUCCCGCUGCCAAGGACGGCACCCGACGGAAGCGGAGGGAUGUGGAGCUUCUGUAUGAGGAGCUGCAGAAGGAGCUGUGGGCCAUCGUGAGGGAGUCGCUCCGCUCCCCCACCGCUGGACCCAACCUGUGCCUCGUGGUGCAGGUGCUGCAGCAGGAGGAGCAGGCCGACAGAGACUGGGCUGUCAACACGACGCCGCCCCCUGGUGGUCGGAGGCCACGUCAGCUGCGGCAGCGCUGGAAGGAGGCGGUGGAGGACGCGGCCGACUGGUCCCUGCCUCAGAGGGGCCACGUCCCUGGGGAACUGCGCGGCUACCUGGACCGGCUGCGAGUGUGUGUGGUGGAGGAGCUCACAGCUGCCAGGAGGAACGUGGUGUCCACGUACCCCGAGGAGUACGAGGCCUUCCAGGUGUAUGUGCAGAGUUACCACGCGGCUCUGGCACGACGUCUGGAGGUGGUGGCUGACUCCCAGCUGGACGUGCCUGACGUCUACUCCCUCCUGGACUGGCUGCACAACAUCUACCAGAGGGAUGUUCUGGGCACCGUGUGUAUCACCAGCCCCUUCUGCGGCUCUCGCCUCAGUCCUCUGCUGCCGGCGGUGAUGGUGGAGCGUCUGGAGCAGGACUGCCUGAACUUCGUCAGGGCCAACGUCACCGUGGAGAUGGUUCAGCUCCUGGAGGAGGAGGAGAAGCGCUGGCUGGAGCCAGCGCAGGCUGAGGAGUUCCACCUGCCGAUGGCGGCCACCGUGGUGCAGAGGCUGCAGCUGGACCUGGAGCGCUCUGCCCUCAUCAGCUCCAGCCUGGGCUCCAGGGUGGCGCUGUGCACCCUGAACGGCCUGGCCGACUUCCUCUUCAGUUUCCAGCGGAAGGUGGAGAUGUUCCACGAGGGGAUGCAGAGCGCUGCGUUUGGAGACAGCCAGGACAGUUAUGUGUCCAGAACCAUCGCCAUGGUCAACUUCUGCCCGCCCCUCAGGGGCUUCACGCAGCGCUGCGCCGAGCCCGAUCCGCCCGCCGGCGCCGACUCUCUGAGUCGAGCCUUCAAGUCUCUGGACCUGGUGGUCCUGCAGGGCGUCCGCGUGCUGACCGAGCGUCUGUACGUGCACAUCAAGCCCCUGUUCGAGCAGCUGGUGAGGAGGAAGUGGCUGAACAGCACAGAGCCCUACGACAACAUCGAGGCGCUGAUCCGAGAGUCUUUCACAAGAUACCAGAAGAUGGAGAGUCCUCCCUACCAGCUGCUGGUGGCCGAGGUGCAUCGGCGCGUGGUGGUGGAGUAUCUGCGAGCGCUGAUGCGAGGACGCAUCGUCUGCAGGUCGCUGAAGACCAGGAAGAAGAUGUCCACGCGGCUCCGGGACGAGGGACGACUCAUCCGGGCCCUGUUUAAAGAGUUGGAGUCGCCCUCCUCCUGGCUCGACGGCGCUCUGGCUCACAUUUCUGAGAUCCUACAGCUGGAGGACAUCCCUGCUGUCCAGAUGGAGGUGGGCAUCCUGGCCCGAGAGUUUCCGGACAUCCGGAAGAAGCACGUGUCGGCGCUGCUGAACAUCCGAGGAGGCGCGCGGCAGUCGGAGCGUCAGGAGAUCCUGGACAUCGUGUCUGACAUCGAGAGCAGUGGCUGCCCCUCGGCCAGGAUGUCCCGCGACCGCGCCGUCUUCUCGGAGGUCCCGGUCACCUCGGAGGUGCGCUGCCUGAAUCUGGGCAUGAGCCGGCUUGUCUCUUGCGUGGGCGCCAUCGGGCCUCGCCGUCGGACAGGCCGAGCGCCCCGUCGGGACAGCGCCACCCAUGCACUCUGAAGCUCCUGUGGCGGAACCCGGGGACACGCGCUGGGCUGGCGUCCGCCGCUGACCCCGUCACAGACGUGGGCCCUCCUGCCCUGGGCUCCGGUCCCGGGCGGCCGCCACCAGACCACGUGACCCACUGUGUGUCUGGGGGAAGCUUUGGAAUCAGUUUCAAGUUUGGGGUUCCAGUCGUCACCAAUA
Synchiropus splendidus (mandarinfish) is the source of this 7268-nucleotide messenger RNA. RefSeq names its product exocyst complex component 3-like 2b (gene exoc3l2b). Bases 4494 to 7082 code for a protein of 862 amino acids. The transcript is spliced from 15 exons. Gene Ontology annotation, cellular component: exocyst. Gene Ontology annotation, biological process: exocyst localization; exocytosis. The record is from RefSeq and is a predicted model, not a curated record. Lineage: Eukaryota; Metazoa; Chordata; Actinopteri; Syngnathiformes; Callionymidae. Gene Ontology annotation, molecular function: SNARE binding.